Messenger RNA from Effrenium voratum, 2074 nucleotides. The record is from the annotation of a GenBank genome assembly. Lineage: Eukaryota; Dinophyceae; Suessiales; Symbiodiniaceae.
GAAAAGGUCCAAACGGCGCUCCGGCAACCCGAGAGUCGGCGUUUCAGCAUGGAGCGCUUGCUGUGCUUCCGGUCCUUUGCCGAGCGCUUGCGGCGCCUCGGGGAUGAGUUCGACCAAGAGGUGCGCCAAGCCUUGGAGGCGGCGCUGCAACGCGGGGCCUCCGAGGUGAAGCUCCUGCGGGAAGAGGUGGACUGGCUGCAGAGCCAGUUGGCCGCUGAGCGCCAGCAAAGCACUGCGAGGCUCUCAAGCUGCACGGAGCUCAAGCAACGGCUGCAGGAGGCAGAGCAAAUGCAACGCUUCGAAUUGGAGGCCAAGGAGUUCUGGCAAGCUGAGUUCAGCGUGAAGGAGGAGCAGUACAGCCUCUUGGAGGCCAAGCUGGCAGCACUCGCGCUCACGGAGGAGGAAGCGGAGGCAGACGCGCUCCGGAAGAGUUGUGAGGAGCUCGAGGCCCCCGCCAAGCUCCCAACGGCGAUGCCGGAGGAGGUGCAGGCUACCAGAGCCGGCUGCGAGGUGCUUUGUGAAGAAGCCGAUGCAGACGUACAGCAGGAGAUCGAAGCCGAGAGAGACGACACAGAGGAGGAGCUGGACCUCAGCGACGCCAGGUCGGUGCAAAGCUGUCUGGAGAGCCUCGAGGCAGCCAGCAGCAGCAAGGCAGAGCAGAUGCUGAGCAAUCUCCGUGCGGAGGGAUUCCAUGCCCUGCUGAUGGCAGCCCUCUCACGGGAGGGAUCCGGCCCUUUGCUCCACCGCAUCAUCCGCGUGUGGGUGUGCCGGCUGCUGAACCGUCAGGAGGGCCUGGCGAUGAAGAAGGCGGCGGAGCUGGGCAACGUCCAGGCGCUGGAGGCGCUGGUUUCGCUGGGUGGAACCGCUGCGGUGGCAAAGGCCACCGCGAGCUCGGAUAACGGCCAGGACGCGUCAGCGCCACUGACGCGGCCGCCGGAGAGGAGUGCGGAGACCGGCCUGCUGGCGCUGUGUGCAGUAAGAGGCGACUGCGAGUCCUUGGCGCUACUCUUGGAACACCUCCGCGGGAGCAGGAAGAGUCUUGAGCUCAUCAGUGAGGCGCGCGUCCUGGCUGAACAGCAUGGACGGGCGGAGGCCGCCGGGCUUUUGGCCACACACCUGGUUGUAGAACUCUCCUACGUCGGCAACGCGAGGUACCGCUCAGGCGAGUAUGAGACAGCCAUCGCUUGCUACCACGAAGCCAUCGAGCUCUGCGAGGUGCACCCCGAAGGUACAAGCUCGGAUGGCGCCAACCGCGACAACCUCAUCCGCUUGAGGUACAACCUUGCCCGUGCCCUUCAUCGUUCAGAUCGCUGGGCGGAGGCCCGGGACGAGGCGACGGCUGUCCUGGCCAUCGAUCGCGAGUACAUGAACGCUUAUGCCCUACGAGCCCAGGCGGCCAUGUCAGCGCUGGAGUGGGACGCUGCGAAGGCGGAUUGGGACAAGUUGGCGCUGCUGGCCGAGCGAGGCGGCAGCGCCUCGGUGGGCGCGGAAGUGCUGCGAGCCUGGCGCAGGCGGAAGGAGGAAUGCUGCCGACAGCUAGCGCAGGACCACUACGACGCCCUGGGCCUACCACGGCUGGCGUCACAGGAGGAGGUGAGGAAGGCGUACCGGGAGCUGGCGAAGCGCUGGCACCCGGACAAGCACCAAAGCAGGGGCGCGGACCUGCGUCAGCGCGCGGCCAGGCGCUUUCAGCGCAUACGCCAGGCAUAUGAGGUGCUCAGCGACGAGGCGCUGAAGCACGCCUAUGACACUGAGCUCCUCCUGCUAGAAGCACCUCGCCAGGCCCGGCCAACGGCCUCUAUGUCCUCCCGCCGAGGCUCGUUCUCCGACAUUUUUGUGGACGGCCUCUAGCUUCACCGUUCCUUUCUCCGCUUCGCGCCCACUUGGCGUAUCUCGUUCAACCUGAGAAGCCGGCGUGGUAGAACGGGAUUGGAAUUGGAGGAGAGAGGGAGCUGCUGCUUUCCUCAUCCACUAGCCCUCUUAGCGAAAUUGAUCUGUAUAGGUCGUUGAAUUCAGCGGCUGAGAUUUAGCCCGCUGCCAACUAUGACUGGACGCAUCUGGACGCCAACAAAGC